AUGCGUUUAGUGGAACUUGUCAAAGUAAUAAGAGAUAGACAAAAUUCAGUUCCAGUUAAAAUGGUAGCAUCAAUGGUUGGUAAAAUAAUAUCCAUGAAUUUAGUGAUAGGUUCUGUAGCCCAAUUAAUGACUAGGAGUUUAUCCAUUGACAUUGUUAAUAGUAAAUCGUGGAACCAUUAUAUUAAUUUGUCUGUUUCAAGUCGAGAACAAAUUAACUUUUGGGAAAGUAAUAUUCAAAAGUUGAAUUCUAGGAGUUUACGUGACGAUUCUUCGUCGUCUAGAAUAGUGUUUUCUGAUGCCAGUGAUUUUGGUUAUGGUGGUUACUGUAUUGAUAUUGAUGGUGCGAUUUCACAUGGUCAGUGGGAUAGUGAAGAAUCUGUAAAAAGUUUAACGUGGCGUGAAUUAAAGGCCGUGGAUCUGGUGCUUAAAAGUUUUGUGAAAGAUCUUACUAAUUAUGGAGUGAAAUGGUUUACUGAUAAUCAAAAUACACAGAGAAUAGCUUUAAGAGAUGUUUAUAAGAAUGAUAUUGAUAUAUUACCUAAUGAUUUAAAGCAUCUUGCGAAUGGUUUACCUGAUUUCUUGAUGAAAGCACGGGCAGAUAAUACAGUGAAGAAAUAUGUAAAUGGUUUUAAUAGAUGGAAGAAUUGGGUUAAUAUUGUCGGACUUGAUCCGUCUUUACCAGUUAAACCUUUUAUCUUUUCACUUUAUUUGAUGAUGUUAUGCCAAUCUGCACAAUCUGUUGCUCCUAUCUAUACUGCUUUUUAUAGCAUUAAGUAUAUACAUGAUUUAGCAAGCUUGCAUAGUCCAACAGAUGAUAAGUUAGUGAUCAACAUUUUGGAAUCCGCUAAGAGGAAAUUGAGUAAACCUGUUCAAAAGAAAUCUCCUGUCACAGUUGAAUUAUUAGAUAUGAUAUAUGAAAAGUUGACAGAAUGUCCUAAUUUGUAUAAUCUUAGAACAAUAUGUUGUCUGUUAUUGGCAUUUGCAGGUUUUUUAAGAUCAGCAGAAUUAUUGAAUAUUAGUAGAACUGACAUUGUAUUUCACGAAUCUUAUAAGUUAUUAUUUAUUGAAAAAUCUAAAACUGAUAUGUAUAGGGAUGGUGCGUGGUUGCCUAUAGCUAAAACUGGUGGAAAAUUAUGUCCAGUGGUGAGCUUAAUUAAGUAUUUAAAUGCUAGUGGAAUAGAGCAAAAUUCUUGUGAAUAUAUUUUUCGUGGUUUGAAUAAAUGUCGAGAUGGCUAUUAG
Molecule: messenger RNA, 1239 nt
Organism: Lottia gigantea (owl limpet)
Lineage: Eukaryota; Metazoa; Mollusca; Gastropoda; Lottiidae
Exons: 2
Coding region: 1-1239 (412 amino acids)
Biological process (GO): DNA recombination; DNA integration
Molecular function (GO): DNA binding
Source: RefSeq, a predicted model, not a curated record